CCGGAUGCAGGCGCAGGCGCAGAGCGGCGGUUAGUCAGUGUGGGCUCGUCCAGCGCUUCAGACGUGUCUCUCUCUCGAUUCUUCUCGGUUAUUAUCAGUGAUUCUCUUCUGUUUUUCGUUAUCGGAAUCAUGAAAGUGCUGCAGAAGCUGCUGUUGCUGCUCUUGCUGGCGUUUCCCGCGACGCUGCUGCUGAAGGGGCCGGUCGUUUCUGCGCAGGACGCUACUGAUGAAGAGGAGGCUGUGGAUGAAGAUGCCGCUGAUGAUGUGAUGGCUGAGGAUGAGGAUGAUGAAGCCGAGGUGGAGGACGAUGAUAACACUGAACUAACGGAGGAGAAGGAGGAAGAGGAGGAAGAAGCUCUGGUGGGGGAGAUGAAGGCUUCACCCCACGCGGACACCACCAUCCUCUUCGUCAAAGGAGAAGAUUUUCCCGCCAACAACAUCGUGAAGUUCCUGCUGGGCUUCACUAACAAAGGCUCGGAGAACUUCGUGGUGGAGUCUCUGGACGCCUCGUUCCGUUACCCGCAGGACUUCCAGUUCUACAUCCAGAACUUCACAGCGCUGCAGCUGGGGACCGAGGUUCCUCCUCAGCGUCAGGCCAGCUUCGAGUACUCCUUCAUCCCUGCGGAGCCCAUGGGGGGCCGGCCCUUCGGCCUCGUCAUCAACCUCAACUACAGGGACAGCAGCGGGAACGUGUUCCAGGACGCCGUCUUCAACCAGACUGUGACCAUCACCGAGAGAGAGGACGGUCUGGACGGAGAGACGAUCUUCUUAUACGUGUUUCUGUCGGGGCUCGGCCUGCUGCUGGUGGUCGGCCUUCAUCAGCUGCUCGAGUCACGCAAGAGGAGACGGCCAGCAGCUAAAGUGGAGAUGGGAACCUCCAGUCACAAUGAUGUGGACAUGAGCUGGAUCCCACAGGAAACACUCAACCAGAUCAUGGCGAGUCGGCGAGAUAAAGCGUCUCCUGGACGAUCUCCACGCAAGAGGACUCAGAAACGCUCGGCCGGAUCAGACGAGUGAGAGACGCCGACAUCUUCAUCUGUUUACAGUGAGACGACGAGUCUGUCCAUCACUGGAAGCCAACAGAGACUGACACACACACACACACACACACACACACACACACACACACACACACACACACACACACACACUCACACUCACACAAACACACACUCUCUCUCACACACACACACACACACACACACACACACACACACAUGUACAGGCCGUUUUUUAAAGUGAAAGUGCGUGAGGAGCUCAAGCUUCUGUAGGUCUGCUUUGUCUUGAACCGAGCGUCUGGAUUCUUCUCCUCGUUACUCUUCUGUGAGGACUGAUGGACGUUUCUGAGCCUCUUCACUCUUCAUCACGAGCUUCUUCCUGUCAGACCAUGAAUUGAUAGCGACUGGUUUGCUUGCAGACGGUGCCUGAUUUCAUUUAAUUUCCCUGGUUUUCUUCAUGAUUCGCGUGUGGUGGUGUCAUUUGAUCUGGUCACGUGACUCGAGGACGCGCCGCUUCCUUCUUUUAUUGACAGAAGAUUGUUGUCUGUCUUUUUCUUGUUUUGUUUUUGAUCAGUCUAAUAAAGUGACGGUGUUUCAGUGAAAGCAGCCGUGAGCGAGUGCUGAUGUACAGAUUGAAGUGUACUUGGAAAAAUACAAAUAAACUGAAAUGAACAAA
This is a messenger RNA of Cyprinus carpio (common carp), 1674 nucleotides long. RefSeq names its product translocon-associated protein subunit alpha-like. The record is from RefSeq and is a predicted model, not a curated record. Gene Ontology annotation, cellular component: endoplasmic reticulum membrane; endoplasmic reticulum. Lineage: Eukaryota; Metazoa; Chordata; Actinopteri; Cypriniformes; Cyprinidae.